GGGAAGAAGCUUCGCCGCCGCGGAUCUCUGCCUCUGCUGUCGCUUUUAAACUUUUUCACCGAUAUCAGUCUGGUUAAAGAGCAAGACCAGGAGCUGGCUGUGUUAUCCUGAGUCCUCGUCGGUCUCUACCAAGCUUGCGUGGGCAAAGCGGAAGCCAACAGCGGACUGGAUGUGGAUUUAACUGCCACCGCUCUCCACAGGCCGCGCCGCCAUUGCUGCUGAAUUUAAAGGCGGAAUUCUUGUGAAAUACCGAGUGUUUUCCAGCCUCAUCAUGAAGAAAAAAGGUAGACAUCACCGCCCAUCGGCACUGAAAAGGGAAUCUUCACCGAUUAAGCCGUCACCCAACCGUGAGACGCUGACGUAUGCGCAAGCACAGCGGAUUGUGGAAUUAGAAGUGGAUGGCCGUGUGCAUAGAUUGAGCAUCUAUGACAAACUCGAUGUUAUCAAAGAUGAUGACCCAAUGGCUCAGGAGAUCAUGGAGUGUAACAGCAACAAGGAGAACAGUGAGAAGCCACAGCAGGUUCUGAUGCGCUCAGUUCGUCUCAAGAACAACCAGCAGAAGAAGAAAAAUGCGUCACUGACCUCCUCACAUAGUCCCAGCAGCAGUGGAACCACCGGCGGUCAUAACCACCCAAGUGGCCUGUUAGAGCCCAAGGUGCGGACGGUUGAAUAUAACCUGCCAGUGGUGCCCAAAAGACCACCAGCUUAUUACAAAUACAAAGAAAGGACGGUGGAGGAUCUUGAUGAGGAGGUGGAGUACGACAUGGAUGAAGAGGACUAUGCCUGGCUGGAGUUCUUUAAUGAGAAGAGAAAGAGUGAGGGAGCCAGUCAAGUAUCAAGUAACCUGUUUGAGUUCCUCAUGGAUCGCUUUGAAAAGGAGUCGUAUGCAACUUCACAGGGGCAAAGCGAGCAGCAGUCACUGGUCGAUGAGGAUGCUGUGUGCUGUAUUUGCAUGGAUGGAGACGGUGCUGAUAGUAAUGUGAUUCUUUUCUGUGACUCAUGCAACAUUGCCGUACAUCAGGAGUGUUAUGGUGUUCCUUACGUUCCCGAGGGCCAAUGGCUGUGCCGUCAUUGUCUUCAGUGCCCCUCAAGGCCAGCAGAGUGUGUUUUUUGCCCGAACAGAGGUGGGGCCCUUAAGAAAACUGAUGACAACCGUUGGGGUCAUGUUGCUUGUGCCCUUUGGGUACCAGAGGUUGGUUUCUCUGAUACCGUUUUUAUUGAGCCUAUUGAUGGAGUUCGGAAUAUCCCACCUGCCCGCUGGAAACUGACCUGCUACCUAUGCAGGGGAAAGGGAGUGGGGGCCUGCAUCCAGUGUGACAAGAUCAAUUGUUACACAGCCUUUCAUGUGAGCUGUGCCCAGAAAGCCGGUCUUUUUAUGAAAAUGGAGCCUGUAAAGGAGGUGACGCCAUCAGGUAAACCAACUUUCUCUGUGAAAAAAACUGCAUAUUGUUGCAGCCACACUCCGGAAGACUGUGUCCGCCGACCCCUCAAUAUAUAUCAGGAGCAUCCCAAGAAUGGAGCAUGUCACAAGCGGCCCGAGAAAAGAGGGAAGGCCCGGUCUAAAGCAUGGUGCAGGAAAAAGAGUAAAAAAGUGGUACCAGAACCAGAACCCGAAACUCCCAACAACCCAGGGCCCAGUAUUACUGCUUCAAGUUUUGAAACCAUACUGAAUCAAGUGGCUGUCCAGAGGAAACGUGCCUUUGUGGAACGGGUGCUGAGCUACUGGGUGUUAAAACGGCAGUCUAGGAACAACGUGCCGCUGAUCCGUCGACUGCAGUCCAACCCCUCUCAGAUGCCCAAAUCCAAGGAGAUAGUAUGUUGUUCAGAUAAACUUCAUGCUCCCGCACCCUGGGCUGUUGCUCAUACUGAUCUUACGUGUUCUCUGCAGGAACGCUUGGAGGCCAACAAAGUUCUCAAGGAGCAGCUGAAGGUUUGGCAUCGUCUACGCCAUGACCUUGAGCGAGCGCGUUUGCUGUUAGAGCUCAUCAGGAAGAGAGAGAAGCUAAAGAGGGAAGAGCUGAAGCAGCAGCAGACGGUUCUUGAGGCGCAGCUCACUCCAUUUAACAUCCUACUGAGAGCAGUAUUGAGUCAGUUGCAGGCCAAAGACUCAUACAGCAUCUUUGCUCUGCCAGUCAGCACCGCUGAGGUCCCUGACUACCUGGACCACAUCAAGAAUCCCAUGGACUUCUCCACCAUGAGAAAGCGCAUCGACGAUCACCACUACCGAAACCUGGAUGAAUUUGAGGCAGAUUUUGACCUUAUAAUCGCCAACUGCAUGAAGUACAAUGCCAAGGACACGUUCUUCUACAAGGCAGCUCAGCGUAUGCAGGAUCAUGGAGGAUGCAUUCUCCGAAGGGCUCGUAAGGAAGUGGAUAGAAUUGGCUUUGACUUUCCUGGUGGACUGCAUCUCCCUGAAGCACCAAAACUGGAGGAGCCCCCAUUAUUUACGUGGGAGGAAGUUGACCGCAUAUUAAAGCCUGCGUAUCGUCAGCUGACCCCGCUAGAGGUCCAACUUAAGGAGCUUCUGGCAAAACUGGACCUGAGCAUGGCUAUGAAGCACAGCCCGUCACGCAGCAAAAGGCUUAAGCUACUCAAAAAGACUAUCAUGGAGGUCCGUACCGAGAUGAGACUCAAGCCAUUGCCCUCCCCGCUAACAACUGCCACACAGCAGCCAGACCACCCUUCUCCUUGUUCGUCAGAGGACCCGCCACUACCGGAACAUUCAGCCCUGCAAGAAAAGUCAUUACUUCCUCCAACACUAGAGCCCUUAACCCCUCUGCUGCACACUGAUACAUCACCUAUUAGCUCCGACCCUCCCCUUUUGAAACCAGUCAAAGCCACUGCUGAUGAUUCGGCCAUGGAACUCGACAUACACACGUCUACCUCAUUGCCCAGUGAAAUGCUCAAUGGGCAUGCCCCAGACUCCCUUCUUACCGACGGUGACCUGCACGCUGACACCUCAGGUGGCAUUGAUCAGGAAUCCAGCGCCCCCAUCCACAAUUCUGGAAGUCCAGAUGGGGAGAAAACGCAAACAGACGAAGAAUCAUCGCCUCUUGGUGCCCGAUCUUUUCUGUCUGUUGUAAUCCCACGACUGGAGACGCUUCUCUUACCCAAGAAAAGAAGGCGAAGCAGCUGUGAGGAUGCUUUAGAAGAUGAGGAGUUGCCGGUAAAACGUCUUGGCACAGAUAUGACAAACGGCUUCUCCAUGGAUGAUGAGGAUGUCUCGUCUUCACCUCGUCUACUAGAACCUCGGCGGCGCUGCGCUUCAGAGUCAAGCAUCUCGAGCAGCAGCACCCUGUGUGGCAACAGCAUCAUUGCACCUAAAAGCAUGAAAUGUCGGCCGGGAGCACGUCGAAAUACAGUGGACGACAAAAGCACCAUUCGGAGCUGUGUUGAGAAUGGGGAGCUCACCAAGUCAGCUGAGGUGGCAUCAGAUCCGGGACCCCAGAACGAGGAGAACGGGCCGUCAUCACAAGACGACGACCCUCCCUCAGCCGCCGCCGGACGUUCUCAGGGCCGGAGAGCGGAUGCAGUUCCGGUCCGCAGAGAAACUAUUCCUCGUCCACUUCUUCGACAACAAACGCAGCUGGUGAGGCCUGAAGGAUUGUGAUAAUGGUGGUCACGGUCGUAGAUAUUUAUAGGCAAUGGCUUCCUAGGUCCAAAUUGUUUCCAUUCGGGUUGGACACGACUCUGGACGCAAUCAAACUAGCAGAGCCGCGAAGUUCCAGCAACAAGAAAGCCGUGCAGCUGGCGUUUGAAAGAGCCAUGGCACAUCUGAACGACGCUCACGCCGUACUGGAGCACCCAGACAUGCCUGUAACGGACUGAACCCAGUUCUCCACUCUCCUCCCUUUACGCACCUCUCCCCUCUUUCAUGAGACAGAGACUUUGGUUUCUGUGUGAAACGCACAACUCAGUUACUGGUUUGUUCCCUGUCCGCCGUACUGAUCCGUCCGUAUACUGUAGCUGCGAGGGCCAUCAUUGAGCUAUGCAACGACUCGGUUAGCGGGUUUCAAGAAAAAUCCAUUUCUGGCGGUGAGGAAUGCAUUGAAUGUCAGGUUCACCUCUGACCCCUUCAAAUGUGCUGCUGCGACGACCUUACUCCACCAACGACGGCCGCCAGAGAGACGUAGCUGCUGUAAAUAUACCGAUCGAGGCCCGACGCUAACUUAUUCAAGUCACCUUGUGUGUGUACAGUCAGAGGUGACCAUCGGCACCUAUACCGCCCCCAGUGGCGGCAGGUGGCGCUUGCUGGUGCUAUCUCUCCCUUGAGAGAGACCAUUGCAUACUGUGUCAUUUUAUUUCCCUUUUUUACGGUUUUGUAACUUAUUAAGUUCUAGUAUUUCUGGCAUUAAUUUUGUGUGUCUCCUUUUUUAUCAUCUGAAUGUUUUUUACACGACUACUUUCCGUUUGUACAUAUUUAUAUAAAAAUAUAUAGAUGCUGUCAAAGUUUAAAUGCCUCAAGUGCAUCAUUCACACCAAACCAAAAAAAAAUCUGCUGCCCGACGUUUUCUUUCCUUUUGUUUUUUUUGUUUUUUUUUUCUUUCCACUUAACCGUGUGCCGUGGUGAAUCUUUGAUCAUGUCAGAAUCAUCUUUUCCUCAGUUGGCAGAGAAAAGAAUGUGCCUGGACUAAUUUAUUGUAAAACAGAAAUGUAUAUGCAUCACUUUAUAGAGAGAGAAUUGUAAGAAAAUACUAGAACCUCCUCCUCGUCCGCAGUUUGGUCUUUUUAUUUGACUUUCCUUCUUCAUUUAGAAAUUCUAAGCAUUAAGUGUGAGUGGUGACGGUGUUUUACUUUGGCAGAGUAGGAGUGGUAGACUUUCUGUUUCCUCCAGUUGUGGCUUUUGUGUGUAAAUAUUUUUGGUACCUUAGCGGAUUCUCUGGGAAAGAAACACAAAUAUAACCACCGGAGCUGAUGCCCAUCUGCAUUUUUAUACUAAAACACUGAAAAAAUUAAAAUGUUAUUGAAUCACAUGAAAUGUCUUUGCUCCGUCUCUACGUUUGCCUUUCUUCUUCAUUUGUUCCAUCAUGGAACGUUUUCUGUGUUCUGAUAAUGAAUAAUGAUAAUGCUCUGCACAAUGACAAUAUUGAGCACCACAGUGCUGUUGCAUACUGAUGGUAGAAGAGUUCUCCUGAAACAGUAUUGCAGGGUUGGUGUUGUAAGAGUCCUAAAGUACAGAGUCCACUAGAUGGCGCUCUUGUUUUACAAAUUGAGACGUCAUUGAAUUAGUUGUCCAAACGUUUUACAGCACACAUUGCCAUCUGGUGGCCUCGGAAAAUCACAACACUGUUUCGUGAAACCUCAUCGACCCAUCACGACUGUGGCGCUCUGGACAAAAAUGAUACAGAAUACCUUUCCAGGGUGUCCCCCCAUUUGUCUGUGUCACCAUUUUGUUUGUCUUUAAUAGUUGCAGCUCAUUUGCAAACGUUCAAUAAAAUAAUGCAGGGAAUUAUUAGUAAGCAUUUUUGUUUUAAGAUCAUUAUAGGAUUUUUUUAAAAUUUAUUUAUGUAUGUUUUCAUGUUCCAUGGUUGCUUUUAGAUGUCUGAUUCCCCAGGUGUUGGCAGUAUACUUUUCAAUUUUAUAUCUACAAUCUGGUA
This is a messenger RNA of Synchiropus splendidus (mandarinfish), 5597 nucleotides long. Its product is annotated as bromodomain-containing protein 1-like. NCBI's taxonomy places the organism in Eukaryota, Metazoa, Chordata, Actinopteri, Syngnathiformes, Callionymidae. The coding region runs from base 272 to 3610 and encodes 1112 amino acids. The record is from RefSeq and is a predicted model, not a curated record. The transcript has 10 exons. Gene Ontology annotation, biological process: regulation of transcription by RNA polymerase II. Gene Ontology annotation, cellular component: MOZ/MORF histone acetyltransferase complex. Gene Ontology annotation, molecular function: protein binding.